AUGCCCUCUGAGUUCCCAGAAGCUGCCUACUGUAUGAAGAAACAGCCCCCAGAUUUCAAACCCAAGGACGCGCUCGCGGAGCUGGGCGGCGAGGCUCAGCUGUACCGCCAGUUCACCACCACCGUGCAGAUCGUCAUCUUCAUAGGCUCGCUCCUCGGAAACUUCAUGGUGUUAUGGUCAACCUGCCGCACAACUGUGUUCAAAUCUGUCACCAACAGGUUCAUUAAAAACCUGGCGUGCUCAGGGAUUUUCGCCAGCUUGGUCUGUGUGCCCUUCGACAUUGUUCUCAGCACCAGUCCUCACUGCUGCUGGUGGAUCUACACCGUGCUCUUCUGCAGAGUCAUCAAGUUCCUGCACAAAGUCUUCUGCUCUGUGACGAUCCUCAGCUUCCCGGCCAUUGCUCUGGACAGGUACUACUCAGUCCUCUAUCCACUAGAGAGAAAAAUAUCUGAUGCCAAGUCCCGGGAACUGGUGAUGUACAUCUGGGCCCAUGCAGUAGUGGCCAGUGUCCCCGUGUUUGCAGUGACCAAUGUGGCUGACAUCUAUGCCAUGUCCACCUGCACGGAAGUCUGGAGUAACUCCCUGGGCCACCUGGUAUACGUCCUGGUCUAUAACAUCACCACAGUCAUCGUGCCUGUGGCUGUGGUGUUUCUCUUCCUGAUCCUGAUCCGCCGGGCCCUGAGUGCCAGCCAGAAGAAGAAGGUCAUCAUUGCGGCACUCCGGACGCCACAGAACACCAUCUCUAUCCCCUAUGCCUCCCAGCGGGAGGCCGAGCUGCAUGCCACCCUGCUCUCGAUGGUAAUGGUCUUCAUCCUGUGUAGCGUGCCCUAUGCCACCCUGGUCAUCUACCAGACUGUGCUCAAUGUCCCUAACACCUCUGUCUUCUUGCUGCUUACUGCCAUCUGGCUGCCCAAGGUGUCUCUGCUGGCAAACCCUGUGCUCUUUCUAACUGUGAACAAAUCCGUUCGCAAGUGCUUGAUAGGGACUCUCUUACAGCUGCACCGUCGGUACAGUCGGCGUAACGUGGUUAGCGCAGGGAGUGCAAUGGCAGAUGCCAGCCUGGAGCCCAGCAUGCGCUCAGGCAGCCAACUCCUAGAGAUGUUCCACAUUGGCCAGCAGCAGAUCUUUAAAUCCACAGAGGAUGAGGAAGCGAAUGAAGCCAAGCUCCUUGACUUACAGGCCAGGGAGGUAGCUACCACCUGUCUGGAGGGAGAGCAAGCGGCACCUCUUGUACCACCCCCGGGCACAGUGGACUCUACGUCCCAGGUAGCACCAGCAGGCUCUGGGGAGCCUAAUGCAUUCCCUGACAAGUAUUCCUUGCAGUUUGGCUUUGGGCCUUUUGAGUUGCCCCCUCAGUGGCUGUCAGAGACCCGGAACAGCAAGAAGAGGCUGCUUCCACCAUUGGGCAAUACCCCAGAAGAACUGAUCCAGACGAAGGUGCCCAAGGGCAGGGUGGAGCGCAAGAUGAGCAGAAACAAUAAAGUGAGCAUUUUUCCAAAGGUGGAUUCCUAGUAAGGAUUGUGAGUUUCUGGAAGCAACAGGGAGCUUCUAUAUUCCUGCCCUCCGUCACUCUGGCCAUAUGAGCUGUGUGAUUUCAUUGCAACCCACUGUGGGGUGUUUCUUCCUAUAUGAAACAGAUGCUUUUGAAUGAAAGAGAAGUUUAUGUAAAAUCAAAUACCCUUACUGUGGGAGUGUCUGUAUUUGUCUCAAUGACCAUGUGCUUAGUUAAAUCCACAUUCUUCUCUGCUGGACACUUGGGAACAGGUCUCAGGGUAGUUGUUCCAUGUGCACUUUCUGCAGGUUCCUCCUUUUCCUGGGGUCAGCAGAGAAGAUAGGUCCAUGAAUUUAAAGGGAGUCAAACAGGGACUGGUCUGUGGCCUGUUGGGAACUAGGGUGCACAGCAGUAGGUAAGCAAAGCUUCAUCUGUAUUUACAGCCAUUCCCCACUGUGGGCAUCACCCCCUGGGUGCUGCCUCCUGGAGUGUGAGCCUGCUGUGAAGUGCAUGACUCCACCUUGGCUGUGCUCUCCUCUUUUAUCGCCUACAUGUCCCAAACCCCACUUCUCCCACUCCUGUGUGUGGAAAAGUUGUCUUCCACCAAACAGGACCCUGGAGCCAAAAAAGUUGGGGACGAAUACUGUAAGGGAAGCACAAGAUUAUUAUGGAGUGCAGUGUCCAAAAAAUAAGAUGCUUACUUGAGUAACAAAUAUGAGAUAGGAGAACCCUUUCUAUUGAGAAGGUAGGGUAAUGGCAUCAGACAGCAUUUCUCUGGAAGCCCCAACCAUUAUGACUUAUAUUCUCCUGCUACCCAUCAUUCCUUUCACUGGAAUGAGUAAGGAUGACCAUUUCACCACUGUGUGGCAGACCUGGUGAUGGAUGUGCCCAGGGCUAAGGGAGACUUGUCCUUCACUAUCUCGAUGUUCUCCUGGCCUCUCCAAAGCCCCAGGAAGAGCAUCUGGACCUCAGUCAUGGUCAGUGUCAGAUGGGAAAUGCAGCAAACGCUUCUCUGUGAUCUGUUCCUUAAAUUAUGUUUUGUUUUUUUUUUUUAAACAAACAAAAAAUUUGGAGGUGGGAAGAAAGUGUGAGAAAUGCUCAUGGCACUGUGUUGUACUCCACCUGAUCUCACAUGAAAGGUGCUAUGUAACAAUCUGUAUGAGUAAAAUAUAUUGGAAAAACCACCUUACACAAAAUUUUGGAAUUGUAAGGUGGCUAGAAAUGCAAAGUUAAUAUGAGCUGGGUCUGUUGAAACAUCAAGCUAAAUUACCUGAUUAGGAAAGGUAAUUCUGUCUAAAAGACUGGCAAGAGUCAGAGCAUGGCCAGCUGCUCUGGUCUUUUUGCAGUGUGUGCUCCAACUUGGGUUCUCAUAGACAGAGAUGGACAGAACAAGAAGAUGGAGUCAUUGUGAAGUGUCAAGGCAACACUCAGCCUGGACGAGCUCUUCACUUCCUUUUCCCAAGGAAGUUUCAGUAGGAACCAGGUUAUGUGGAAGAGGUAGGGCAGUAUCCUCAGCUCAUUGCUCCCAGGGGCAGUGGUCCCAGGGGGUGGCUUCCACGUGGGGUUUGAGUCUGCUCAGGAAUUGAUCUCACCAGGCUGGAUUCAAACCUACCAUUUCAUUCUUAAUGAAGGCAAGUCAAGUGCCAGCCAGUUCUUUUUUUUAAGGCAAUGAUGGUGAACCUUUUAGAGUUUUCAGUGAUAACAGACAGAUGUGGCAUACAUGCUAUAGGUCUGCAGCCAUUGCUCGAGGGUGUUUUGUUCUUCUUAAUGGUACUUGCGGGGCGAGUAUGUCAGUCUCUUGUGCAAGCUUGAAAGGGAAUAGUUGUCCUCAUAGGCAGAUUCCCAUAUGCCAAUCGUAGUAAUCCUAACAUAUUUUCUCCUUCAGCUGUGUUGGCCCUUGUUUCUUGGAGGAAGCUUAGCCCAUAAGUAGGGAGUUUCCUUUUCUUUCUCUUGAGUGUGGUGUCUUGAGACCCCUGAAUAAGAACACGAAGACCCUGCCCUGGAGUGGGAGUGCCUUCCUCUCUGUGUCUGUGCCUCACGGUGUAUUUUGCUCACAGCAGAAACGGGAGCGGCACCUCUCUUGAGGCCCUGCUGCCUCCUGGGCCCUGUGUGUAUGCCACCUGUCACUUCUAGCCCUAGUAGUUCAUGCUGUGGCCCUUCAAGCUUAUCUUUCAAAGCUUUCAUAAUUGUCGCAACUAUUAUCAAGGAGUAAAACAGCCAGAAACUUCUACCCAGCCUGUCAAAUGUAGCCAUUUUGGUGUUGUCCUGACAAUGUAUGUAUGUAUGUAUGUAUGUAUGUAUGUAUGUAUUUAUGUAUAAAUAAAUUCUGAUGAAGCAGAAUUUGGUUGAGUAUAUCUCUUUUGUA
Octodon degus (degu) is the source of this 3857-nucleotide messenger RNA. RefSeq names its product G protein-coupled receptor 176 (gene Gpr176). The record is from RefSeq and is a predicted model, not a curated record. The transcript is spliced from 4 exons. Gene Ontology annotation, cellular component: plasma membrane. Gene Ontology annotation, biological process: G protein-coupled receptor signaling pathway. Bases 1 to 1512 code for a protein of 503 amino acids. Gene Ontology annotation, molecular function: G protein-coupled receptor activity. Lineage: Eukaryota; Metazoa; Chordata; Mammalia; Rodentia; Octodontidae.